Molecule: messenger RNA, 4099 nt
Organism: Tricharina praecox
Lineage: Eukaryota; Fungi; Ascomycota; Pezizomycetes; Pezizales; Pyronemataceae
Exons: 5
Coding region: 198-3758 (1186 amino acids)
Biological process (GO): regulation of DNA-templated transcription
Cellular component (GO): Cdc73/Paf1 complex
Molecular function (GO): RNA polymerase II complex binding
Source: RefSeq, a predicted model, not a curated record
UAUUAUUCUGGCUUCAGCAACAUCACCCAAUAACCACACAACUCUCCUCCACCACACUCUCCUUACCCUAAUACACAUUCUUCAAGCUUUGCAAGCUCAAUACAUCGCCUGCGACCCACCAUACACGCAUGAUAUCUUUGCGCGACUUGCAUUGAAGAUUAGCCACCUCGAACCUAACACCAUCACUGCUACCGGUCAUGGCGUCGUCCAUGAACGGUCAUUCCAACGGGGCCUCCACAUUGCGGCGAAAGCGCUUUGCCGACAUUCCCGCGAGUAUCGACAUUCCCGUGUCUGCUGGUGACGACGAUGAAGACGACGAGACCGCGGUUGUCGAGGUGGACCCGGACGCGCUCCCCGACGACCCUACGGAGCUGUGCACACUGCUCGAGAACGAAAACUCGCCACGCCGCUUUUGGAUGCACAUCGCGCUUGCGUAUGCGAAGCACAACAAGGUCGAGACGGCGAUCGAGAUUAUGACAAAAGGAUUGCAGGCGCGCGCAUCGGUCACCGACAGAAACGAGAAGCUGCCGAUGCUGAACUGCCUCACAUGGCUGUUCUUGCAGAGGAGUAGAGAGGCUGGAAGGACUGGGACCGGUUCUACUGUUGAUGCCAAUGGCUACACGGCGGAGGUCAAGACGAAGGAGCAUUACCUCCAGCUUGCUACACAGACUCUCAACGAGUCGACGCGUUUAGAUCCCUCGGCGCCGGUUAACGCACUCGCUCGUGGUAUCUACUCAAUCUUCAAGACUUCGUCCCAGAACGUCAACGAGCGAAACCACCACCUCGACCAGGCGAUGAAGAUCUUCGAUGAUACCAUACGGACAUCUCGGGGGGGCAACAUGCUGGCGACAAUGGGCAAAGCGCGCGUUUUUUACGGCAAGAAGCGAUACGAUAAAGCGCUUGAGGCCUAUCAAGAGGUGCUUAUGAAGCGCCCUGAUAUGGACCCCGACCCACGGAUAGGCAUCGGAAUGUGCUUUUGGAGUCUCGGCUUUAAAGACGAUGCCAAGGCCGCCUGGGAGAGAGCACUGGAGAUUGAUCCCGACUCCAAGGUAGCUCAUGUCCUGAUGGCAGCGUACUACACAUACAUAACGUCUACGCUGUCCGAAUACGACCCCAACUGGGGUAAGAGUUAUCGUCAAAUCAUCGACCAUACGCAGAAAGCAUACAAGCUCGAUAAGAACCUCCCAAUGGCGUGCACAACUUUCGCUGCUCAUUUCUUCUCCAAAAAGGGAUUCCAGCAGUGUGAAACGCUCGCGAAGAAGGCAAUCGAGUACAGUGAUGUUGCGGGUGUGACGAGUGAUGGCUGGUAUAUCCUAGGAAGGAAGGCUCACGCGGAAACCGAAUACCAGACGGCAUUGACAUGUUAUCGGAAGAGUGAUCAAGCGAGAGAGGGUGGUUGGCUGCCAGCCAAGAUCGGUGUUGGCCAGGUGCAGGUCUUGAUGAAGGACCUGUCAUCCGCGAAGCUCACGUUUGAGGCGAUUGUCCAAGAAAACCAAAAAUGCAUGGAGGCUAAGACGAUUCUCGGCACACUAUACGCGCACGACGUCUUAUCAGCGAUCCCGCGGUCCGGGUUCACAGGAUCGAAGGAGGAUAUUACCGAGCUUCACAAGAAGGCGAUAUGGCUGUUGGAAGGUGUACGGAACAUCUGGAAGAACGACAAGAGGACCGAUCCAGCGAACGAGGCUGUUUUGCUUACGCUUGCUCGACUGUACGAACACGAUCAACCAGAGAAAUCUCUCCAGUGCUUGCAAGCUGUACAUCAGAUCUACACCGAAGUCAAGGACACGGACGAAGAUCUUCUCGUUCCAAUCCAGUUGAUCAACAACAUGGCUACGCUCUAUUGGCACCAGGAAAACUACGAUCGGGCACGAGAGUUGUAUCAAGAGGCACUCACGUCGAUUCCUCUCUACCAGGAGAAGGACGAACAUCUGGAUGCUGAUGCGCUCGCUACGACCCUCACAUACAACCUUGGCCGGUGUGAAGAAGCCGCGGGAAACUUUGAGCAGGCGACCAAGCACUACAACCAGCUCCUUCAGUUCCACGACGAUUACGUGGAUGCCAAUAUGCGUCUUGCGUACAUGGCUCUGCGGAGUGGUUCGGCGGAAGGCCCUAAGAUGAUCUCGAAGCUGAUGCAGUUGGACGGUAAUAACCUCGAGGUUCGGGCUCUGUAUGGCUGGUACUUGAGCAAGCAGAAGCGAAAACCUCCGGUCAACAUCGCCGAGGAUCCAGAGCAGCGGCACUACAAGCACUCUCUUCAGCAAUACGACAAGCACGAUCGCUUCUCUUUGGCUGGAAUGGGAAACCUGUACCUCCAUACCGCCCGAGAAAUGCCACGAAAUUCGGAAGCAGAUAAGGAAAAGAGGAGGAAGACGUACGAGAAGGCUGUUGAGUUCUUCGACAAGUGCUUACAGCUCGAUCCGAAGAAUGCCUAUGCCGCGCAAGGAAUCGCAAUUGCCCUGAUUGAAGACAAGAAGGACCUCAGAAAUGCGGUCGGUGUCUUGACGAAAGUGCGGGAGACGCUAGCCAAUGAUGGACACGCGGUGGUCAAUCUAGGACACUGUCUGGCGGGGUUGGAGCAGUGGGGUAGAGCGAUUGAGAUGUACGAAACGGCCCUCAAUAAGCACAAUCAAGGCCGAGAUCCCAAUAUCCUCAGCUGUCUCGGGAGAGUGUGGUAUGCCAAGGGUAAGAAAGAGAGCAAGAUGGAGCCGGAAAGAGCUUUCGAGAGUCUUAAGAACUCGUUGGAGUACGCCAAAAAGGCUUCCGAAAUUGUGAAGGACAACCCUGUCUUCAUGUUCAAUGUGGCAUUUGUGCAGAGCGAACUGGUUACCCAGAUCUUGCAGCUCAGUGAGACUCAGCGGAGUGUGACCGGAAUGGAGGCUGCAGCCAAAGAACUCGACGAAGCCGUACAAACAUUCAAGACGGUAGCGGCGCACAAGUCACCGCCGUACCCACCCAAGGACAUCGAGGCACGUGCCAAUAUGGGCCGGACCACGCGCAAGCAGUUGGACCGAGCCAUUGUAACCCAGAAGGAGUACGAGGACCGCAACGCUGCCAAGCUCGCCGAAGCGCGUAAACGCCGCGACGAAGAUCUCAGACGCCGCCAGGAACAGAUGGAGGAGACGCAACGUCGUGAACAGGAGGCCAAGGCCAAGGUUGCUGAGGAGCGACGUCGCAUGAUCGAGCAGGCACGCGAAUACGCUGAGCGCAAAGAUGCCGAGGAGCGUGAGAGAGAAGAACGCGAGGAAGGUCUCCGAGAGGGACGGCGACGCAAGCGUGGAGAGGGAGAAGGCAGGCUCCAAGGUCGCCGCAGAAAGAAGAAGGACUUUGUUGACUCUGAUGACGAGUCUGGAGAGGAACGUCCUAGCGGUACCCGCCGUAGUCGUAGUGCGGCCGCAGCCGAAAGUGGCGACGAACCAAAGAGGCCGUCGAAGAAGAGGAAGAAGCUUACCCGCGGAAACAGGCAGGCUGACUCGGGGAACUUCAAGAGUGCUGAGGUUGUCAACUCUUCUGACGACGAGGACGAUGACGUUGUCACUGACGCCCCUACCGCUCCGCUCGACGCCGCUGCCGCCGCCUCUAAUCCCGCGGCUGACAAGAAGCGUAACCGGAAGAGGGCAGCUGUCAGUGACGACGAGGACGAAGAGAUGGAUGAUGAUCUUUCCGGCAAAGUCGAAGAAGAUGCGGCCACUGUCGUGAAGGCAGAUGACGUAGAGAUGCAGGAUCAAACCACGACGGCACCUGCUGCUGAUGACGAGUAGACUACUUCUUUUUCUGCGCCGUAAUUUCAUUGUGUGGAUCUUUUACUACGGGUGUUAUUUUUCUGUCCUUUGCAGGUAGCUUCUGUUCAAUAUCAUGGGUUGCAGCUCGCGUUCCGUUUUGUUUAUUUCCUCCCGGGGGUUUGAUUAUUGUUUUUCGGUUUCUCUUUAUCAAAAUGCGGACUGGGUCGUUGCACGUGUACCUUACCUAAGUAGUGUACCUACUAACUAUAGUAGUAUACCUAGUCCAAAGGGGUAAGAGCUGUGGUAGUGCUACCAUACCUUUGAGAAAAUGGCAGUGACAUGUUAUAUAUCAAUACAGUUAGAAAAAAGGUGUUUUGUAG